This is a messenger RNA of Monoraphidium neglectum, 462 nucleotides long. RefSeq lists its product as hypothetical. NCBI's taxonomy places the organism in Eukaryota, Viridiplantae, Chlorophyta, Chlorophyceae, Sphaeropleales, Selenastraceae. The record is from RefSeq and is a predicted model, not a curated record. The transcript has 4 exons. The coding region runs from base 1 to 462 and encodes 153 amino acids.
AUGGGCUGCAACGCGUCGCUGCCGGCCUCGACGCUCACCGGCGCCGGCGGCGGCAUGCGCGCGCGGGGGCGCGCAGCGUCCGAGGACCUGCGGAAAGCUGUUGAGGCUGCGAGCGACCCCGCGGCGGUGGAGGCGUCGCGCCGCGCGGCGGCGCGCGCGCAGGACGACGCGCUUGCCAUGUUCAGUGCAAACGAGGGCCAAGCAUUCAGAGACAAGUACGUCCGAGCCACCCUCGUCUUCACCGCCGCGCACCGCUCCACCAACGAGGCGGUGGCGAUCAAGGCCAUCAAAAAAGAGGGCGACGGGCGGGGCCAGGAGCAGCAGCGGCGGCGCGUCAUGCUGGAGGGGCACCCCCAUGCUGUGCGGCUGCUUGAUGUGUAUGAGGACGCGAAGGCCUACCACUUAGUCAUGGAGAUGCUCGGGGGUGAGACGCAGACGGAGGGCCCCUGCGACGCAAAAUGA